Molecule: messenger RNA, 1594 nt
Organism: Macadamia integrifolia
Lineage: Eukaryota; Viridiplantae; Streptophyta; Magnoliopsida; Proteales; Proteaceae
Exons: 8
Coding region: 22-1161 (379 amino acids)
Source: RefSeq, a predicted model, not a curated record
GGAAAGCGUUUCCCUCUGAAGAUGCUCACUACAGCUCGUGCCUUGAGAUCGAAAAGCUAUUCAGCUCCCACCAUUCGAAGCAGAGGGAAGAUGGAUUCCCGACCUAGAACCGUUCAUGGUUCGCCUCUUCGAGAAGGUUGUAAGGAAGGGAGUGAUGAUGCCGUUAUUACUCUGCAGCAAUGGCAGGGUUGGGGAACUUCAUCUCAGUUUCCUGUCUUGGUGAAGGAGGUUGUAAAUGAUAUGGUGGCUGUGGAGAGAGCUAUGGAUUCUCAGAUGAGUUUUGGUGGAAAAGGGGGGAAGCUUCAGGGAGAUUUCAAGCUCAUAGAGGAUAAAAAGCAUAGGGCAACAUACCAAUCAUUAGUUGAUUCCGAAAAUAAACUUCAGUUUUUUUCAGCUCGACAGAUUGCAUGUCGUUUACUUGGAAGUAGGGGUUACCUUUGUCAGAAGUGCUGGCUUGCUCUGGAAGAUUGUAUGUGUUCAAAAAUCACAUCCUCCCCUUUAUGGCAUGGGAUACGGUUCUGGGUGUAUAUGCAUCCAAAGGAUUUUUUACGGCAAAAUAAUACUGGAAAAUUGUUGUGGCAAGUAUUUGGAGUUCAUGCUGCAACAUUGUGCCUCUUUGGCAUUGCUGAACAUGAAGAAAACAUGUGGAAUGCAUUCAAGCUUGGAGGAAAAAACACGGUCUGGUGCCUUUAUCCUAAUACGAACCUGUCAACCAAAUCAGUUCAGGAUGCCUUUCAGGGAUCUUUGGCUAGUUUAAAAGAUCAGCAACCGAUGAAGUAUGAAGAUUGUCAAUUGAAUUUUAUUUUGAUUGAUGGCACGUGGAACAACUCAGCUGCAAUGUUCAGUCGUUUGAAGGAACAAGCAAAGUUAGUCUGGGGAAAGGAACAUCUCUCGUGCAUUUCUCUGGCCAUGCCAGGUGUGUCUGUGAUGCACAAACUCCGGCCCCAACCAUCAUGGGACCGUACCUGUACAGCAGCAGCCGCCAUCGGUCUCUUGUCAGAACUACACGACCUUCCUGAGUUGAGCUCACUUGGCUUGGAUAAACAGGCAGAAGCAGUGGAAGACACCUUGGUGGUUUUACUGGAGGCACUUACAUCCAGGAGGCUUCGUAUGGGUAGGUCCAUCACACGCAAAGAAAGGCAAAACAUCAAUAACCAUUGACAUCAUUCCACUUGUAAGAGUAAACAUUAUCCCUUUUAGAAUAGAUUUCCUAGGUAUCUAAUCUUAGGCUCCAUCUGGUUACCAAAGAAAUAAAGGGAAGAGGAAAUUUUGUAAUCAUUACUUCAACUGAUGGUGUAACUAACUCCAAAACAUUUCAUCUUAGUUUUAGGUAAGUUAUACAAUCAUAAUUACAAAACUUUACUUUUCUUCCCUUACCCUUCCCUUCCCUUUACUUGUAACCAGACAAAGCCUUCUACCCAAAAGAAUCCUUAGGGAGGGGGUAGGGACUUUCAGAAAUACAGUAACUGUAUGGGCAGCUUAAGGGAGGUUUUGAAGGUGAGGUUGUUCAUAUUUUUGAUUGGUCUGAGUCUGGUUUUACAGAAGGAGAAAAGAGUCUUCAUCAGCUGAAAUAAAUAUGCAUGUGUUCUUUUCC